Parnassius apollo (apollo) is the source of this 588-nucleotide messenger RNA. The record is from the annotation of a GenBank genome assembly. NCBI's taxonomy places the organism in Eukaryota, Metazoa, Arthropoda, Insecta, Lepidoptera, Papilionidae.
AUGAGAACUAAACGUAAACAGUUGAAGAUGACGUCCAGGAGUAAAACAACAACAGGUUUUGAUCUAUCUAAAAGUCAAGAUGUGGAUAAUUUACUCAAUUUAUUAGAAAAUGGAACAAUAUCGGAUCUCGAAGAAGAGAGUGACGAUGAAAUUGUACAGGCAAUACCACAAAAAAUGUUCGUUUUAGAUAUGAAAAUAUUUUUAGAGAACAUGGCCAGAGAUAGAUUUCUUCAGAUGAGAAACAAUUUGCAUGUAAUUGAUAACAAUUCUAUUCCACAAAAUAACACCGAUCGUUUUAUCAAAGUUCGACCUUUAUAUGAUUCAGUUAGAAAACGAUGUCUAGAACUAAAAUUAGAGCAAAUAUUGAGCGUUGAUGAACAGAUUGUACCUUUUCGAGGAAAACUUGAAGUCAAACAAUAUGUCAAGGGAAAACCACAGCCAUGGGGUGUAAAGAUAUUUAUGAUUUGCGGAAAUCAAGAUGAAGUUCGACGAUGGAAUAAAAUAUCUAAAAAUUACGUAACUAUACCGCGUCCUGAACUUGUGCAAUUAUAUAACAAUGGUAUGGGCGGUGUAGAUAAAACUGAUUAG